GCGACCCAUGCAAUAACGGCGGCACGUGUCAUGAUGGCAUCAACGAGUUCACGUGCGAGUGUCCACCAGGGUUUAAUGGAACUCUUUGUGAUCAUAAUAUCGACGACUGUCUGGGUGAUCCGUGCAAGAAUGGAGCAAAUUGCACAGAUUUAGUCAACUCCUAUGAAUGUCAUUGUGAAGCGGGUUAUACAGGCCAAAAUUGUACAGUUGAUAUCGACGAGUGUGCGAGCGACCCGUGCAAAUAUGGCGCUACAUGCAACGACGGGGUCAAUAUGUAUAAUUGUACCUGUGUCCCUGGGUACAAUGGUACAAAUUGUGAAUAUGAUAUAAAUGACUGCGUGGGUGAAAAAUGUUUCAAUAAUGGCACCUGUAUUGAUCAAGUUAACAAUUUCACGUGCACGUGCACGACAGGAUGGAAGGGACACGAUUGCAGUGACAAUAUAAAUGAAUGUGAGGAAAAGACCCAUAAAUGUGACAGGAAUGCAAAUUGCACGGAUACAGAAGGAGGAUAUAAUUGCACGUGCUGGGAAGGGUUUACUGGUAACGGAUAUAUGUGUGAUGACAUAGAUGAAUGUGUUCCUGACAGCACGGUAUGCUCUAACAAUGCUACAUGUGUGAACACUCCCGGAGAUCAUAGAUGUGUUUGUGCCCCGGGGUGGACAGGCGACACAUGUUCAGUAGAUAUUAAUGAGUGUAAGGUAGCUUCAGCCUGUGCAAGUAAUUCAAACUGUACAAAUACAAAUGGAAGUUAUACAUGUAAAUGUAAAGAUGGUUACCGUGGUGACGGGUAUCAUAAAUGUAUAGAGGAAGUUUUAAUAGCGAAGGUUAAUGUGGGACACACAGAGUCUGGGGACGAUGAGAUUUUCGGUCCUUACCAUGUAAACAAAAGCUUAUCAUUAUUUGGCCGAAUGUACAAUAAAUUCUACGUCAGUAUCAACGGAUAUAUAACUUUCGGGAAUGUUAUAAACGAAACAUAUCCUCCAGUGACAUCUAGCGGCUGGGACCGAUUUGAAUUCCCAAUAAUUGCACCGUUGUGGGCGGAUAUUGAAAUACAUGGAACGAAUAGUGGUGUCGAAAUUACAAAUGAAUUGAGUGGAAAAGACCUUGAAAAUGUAGCUAAAUAUCUACAAGUUAACAGCCUUAGGACAGGUAUAGUGGUGACUUGGAAGCGAGCCGUACCCUACCCUUACUCACAGAACGCAAAUUUUGAGGCUGCAGAUUUUCAAGUUGUCAUCGGUGCGACAGAAUCCAACACGUAUAUGAUGUUUAACUACGACCAAGAAAUAUUCACGUGGAGGACAUUUUCUGAUAGAAUUGUGGCAGCUGGCUACUAUUUUAAUGACAAGAACAAACUGAUGACAUUAGAUAGUAAUAACUUCACGUCGGCAAAUACGAUGAAUUAUGACUCAA
This is a messenger RNA of Ruditapes philippinarum (Manila clam), 1410 nucleotides long. Its product is annotated as protein crumbs homolog 1-like. NCBI's taxonomy places the organism in Eukaryota, Metazoa, Mollusca, Bivalvia, Venerida, Veneridae. Gene Ontology annotation, biological process: cell-matrix adhesion. The record is from RefSeq and is a predicted model, not a curated record. Gene Ontology annotation, molecular function: calcium ion binding.